AUGGGCAGAGCGAUGGUGGCCAGGCUUGGGCUGGGGCUGCUGCUCCUGGCGCUCCUCCUCCCCACGCAGAUUUACUCAAAUCAAACAACUGCCAUAGCACUUUCAAAUAACUCCUCCCACUAUACCUCGGCUGCCACAAAUCCUGCCACAAAUCCUGCCACAAAUCCGCCUAACGCCACCACCAAGGGAAGUGGAGGUCCCCUGCAGUGUACAGCCAGUCUCCUCAUGGUUUUGCUCUCCCUUCUACAUCUCUACUGUUAA
Orycteropus afer afer is the source of this 261-nucleotide messenger RNA. It is a transcript of the gene CD24, whose product is annotated as CD24 molecule. Gene Ontology annotation, biological process: cell adhesion. The coding region runs from base 1 to 261 and encodes 86 amino acids. Gene Ontology annotation, cellular component: external side of plasma membrane. The record is from RefSeq and is a predicted model, not a curated record. The transcript has 2 exons. NCBI's taxonomy places the organism in Eukaryota, Metazoa, Chordata, Mammalia, Tubulidentata, Orycteropodidae.